AUGGGGAGCCGGCUCAAAUCAAGGAAAAAUUUUUUGAAGACAACAAUUAGCCUAUCACAAACACCUGAAGCAACGAGAAUAUACUUAUGGAAGGAGGCAAUGAAAGAGCAUAACUCACUGCUAUGGAAGGAUCCGAAGGAAAGCUUACCGACCGGAAGUCACUUACCAUGGUCGGUAUGGAAGACACUGAAUAGAUUACGAACGGAAACUCGAAGGACAGCGAGUAAUAUGAAAAAAUGGGGAUUGAAAGAUGAUGGGAAAUGCGAAUGUGGUGGAGAGCAGGAUGCGGACCAUCUGUUUGUAUGCCCACAAUUACCGAAUAAGUGUAGAAAGGAAGAUUUUUUGACGCAUAAAAUUUCAGACAAAGCAAUACAAAUUGCGGCUUACUGGGGAGCGAAGGGAAUAUGA
Molecule: messenger RNA, 408 nt
Organism: Macrosiphum euphorbiae (potato aphid)
Lineage: Eukaryota; Metazoa; Arthropoda; Insecta; Hemiptera; Aphididae
Source: the annotation of a GenBank genome assembly